Messenger RNA from Heterobasidion irregulare TC 32-1, 1545 nucleotides. RefSeq lists its product as uncharacterized. NCBI's taxonomy places the organism in Eukaryota, Fungi, Basidiomycota, Agaricomycetes, Russulales, Bondarzewiaceae. Bases 1 to 1545 code for a protein of 514 amino acids. The transcript has a single exon. The record is from RefSeq and is a predicted model, not a curated record.
AUGCAUGACAUGUGCCAAAACUCAUGUCUUGCUUAUACUGGGCCCUUUGCAGACCUUGAAUCUUGUCCGGAAUGUUCAUUGUUCCGAUAUAAUCCUCUUAAAGCUGGGCAGACUAACAAGAAGGUACCUAGGCAACAGUUUCAUACCAUUCCUCUAGAUCCGCAGCUUCAGGCACUCAAGCGGUCCAAUGACAGCUCUUAUAAUGUUGGGCAUCAGCAUUGCACAACACAGCACAUCCUUGACAACUUCAUGCUUGACGAGCAUGGUAAAAAGGUUAUUGACCUUGAUUGCUUUGACAAUUUCUACUUGGGCUCUGAUUAUCUUGGCCGGGUUGCUAAUGGCGAUAUCACUGAGAAUUCUUUUGUGGUCAUGCUAUCGCUUUAUAGGUACCGAUUGUAUGAGCAUAAGACUUCUGACUGCUGGAUUUAUAUCUGGGUGAUCCUAGACCUUCCUCCUGACCUUCGCUAUAAGAAAAAGCAUGUUCUUAUUGGUGGAUUUAUUCCUAGGCCUAAUCAUCCAAAAAAUCUAGAUUCUUUCCUCCAUCCUGGUCUCCAUCACAUCUUGGCACUACAGAAGAAAGGUCUCCCAGUCUGGGACUCACUGACUACAACCAUUGUUAUGUUUCUGAUUUUUGUUGCUCUUGUCCUUGUGGAUGGAUCAGGGAUUGCUACAGUCAAUGGCUUUGUGGGACACCAAGGGAUGUAUUGCUGUCGACUCUACUGUCCAAUACAGGGGCGGCGUAAACCUGGGGCAACAAAGUAUUAUCCUGCUCUCCUAAAACCUGAUGAUUUCACUGUUGCUAGUUGCGAUCACGAUGAUAUUGAUGCCACCAAUUUUCCUGCUAUUUCUCAAAAGGAAUACUGCAUUAAUCUGGCCUGGCUUCUGCAAUCGAAGACAGAUGUGGAGUAUGAGUUUUGGCAAAAAUUAACUAGGAUUGCAAAGCCGAGUAUUUUAUCUGGACUGUCCUCUAAAUUUAUUCUAGGCAUUCCUUCCAUGUUUCCUGCCAACCUCAUGCACCUUGUAUGCCUCAACCUCACUGAACUCCUUCUUAUGCUCUGGACAGGUACUAUGCGUUGUGAUCCACUUGACAAGCUGCACUCUUGGGAUUGGGCUGUCUUGCGGGGUCCUAUAUGGGUGGCCCAUGGUCUUGAUGUUGCUCGCUGCCGCUCAUUCAUUCCUGAUCUCUUUGACUGUCCACCGCGGAAUCCUGUUGAGAAGAUGAAUAGUGGGUACAAGGCUUGGGAGUGGAUGCUCUAUGUCUUUGGUAUAGGUCCUGCACUUUUACGAGGUAUUCUACCCAACAUCUACUGGCGUAACUAUUGUCAUCUUGUCUAUGGCACUUGGCUCAUUCAUCAGCACUCUAUCACCCACACCCAGCUUCUUGAAGCUCACCAGCAUCUCACAGAUUUUCACAAGAGCUUUGAGGAGCUCUAUGUUCAGCGCAAGACUUCGCGUCUCUAUUUUAUGUGCCCUUGUAUCCAUGCUGUCCUUCAUAUUGCUCCUGAGAUACCUCGUAUUGGACCACCUAUCUAUCACACUCAGUGA